Molecule: messenger RNA, 9668 nt
Organism: Biomphalaria glabrata
Lineage: Eukaryota; Metazoa; Mollusca; Gastropoda; Planorbidae
Exons: 24
Coding region: 433-4257 (1274 amino acids)
Biological process (GO): signal transduction
Molecular function (GO): protein binding
Source: RefSeq, a predicted model, not a curated record
UGUCAUGUCUGCUCUGCUUGCUUGAAUGGCAAUGAAUACGAUAUCGAGACAAGAAGAUAGAUCUACUACUUUCGGAUUACAUUUAAUCUAGUCUAGACGAGUCUCAGACUGAGUCGUGAGUGGUCAGUGGACUGGACUGGGUCUGGAGUGAGUGAGUGAGACUCAGACUGAGUCUGAGUACUUUGCUUGAGGUAUUGUCGCAGUGUUUAGUACAAAAUGCAGCCACAAUUCAGCACACAGAAAUCCUAUUUCAAAGAAGCUGCCACUACAUACUGAGCUAAGCCUAUGUGAUUCAACAUUCUUUUUAAAUGUUUGCGUCAAUCAUGAAUCUCCAAAGUGUUAUUUGCAAAAUUUUGCCUGAAGCUUCACAAACAAGAAUUAACUUUACAUAUCCUCAUAAUGCAAGUAAUUCUAUGAUUUGAUUAGCAAAAUAUGAGAAAUGAUAUUUCAUUACCCCCCAACCAUUCAAUGCAGUUUCACCUCACUCAUGGGACAGCCAUACAGCUGACUGAAGGGCAGACACUAGCUACCAGAAGAAAUGACACAUUCUGCGAUGGCAUUGUAUUUUUUAGUCAGCCAAUACAAGUUAACCAAAAGGUUUGCGUAGAACUGGGUUGUACUACUUCAUGGAGUGGCUCUGUCCGAAUUGGGGUCACCACCAUUGACCCAGCCAGGCUUCAUGCUGACCAGCUUCCAAAAUUUGCAUAUCCAGACUGGAUUCAUAAAGAAGAGUUUUGGAUUAGGGUGAUUAAUGAGUCCUUGACAAGCCAAGGCUGUCGGCUGAUGGUCUAUAUCAACUCUAAUGGAGAGUUACUGCUAUUUGUCAAUGGCAAUCACAAAGGAAGCCUUCUUUAUGGUUUACCUAUUCAGCAGAGAUUGUGGCUUCUUCUAGACAUCUAUGGCAAUACACUCUCUGCCAAAAUUCUUAUUCCUGAUGAGAUUCCACAGGAGAUUUUUGCAAGGGGACCCCAAGCAGUGGAAGCUUUUGAGCAGGCUUGUAUAACUGGUACACAACCUGUGUUUCGAACAAGACUUAUGCUGGUAGGCCAGGAAAGAGUUGGGAAAACAAGUCUAAUGAGGUCUUUAACUGGGGAAAGUCAUAACAAAGAUGAAGAAAGUACAAAUGGCAUCAACCUUUCAGCAUCAUGUUCCUUUAAUCUCAGCAACCGCACAUCAUGGAAACUGGCCAUCAAAGGGGACGAUACCGCCAGGAAGGAAAAGUUUGAAAACUCUGUUGAUAUUGAUGCUAGCAGUGAUCUAGAAGAGGAAUACAAUAGAGCUAUAGCAAACAAUAUUGCUCUAGAGCUUAUGGCCAUCAAAAAGAAAGAUGCUGAUAUGCAGACAGUCAUCAGAAACAUGGAAAAUAACAAAGGUAGUACUGUGAACUCUUCCUUUGCUGCCCUUGAUUCAAUCAUUGAUAAAGACAUUGUUCUAGUCUCCAAGUCUAGUCAGCAAUCUGUUCUCCAUGAGGGAGUCCCUGAUAAAAUAGCCAGCCUAGUGCAAGAGAUACUAGAUGAGAUAGAAGGCACCCGUGUAGAGCCUGCUGCUGUCUUCAGCACAGACAGGGAUCAGAAAAUUGUUCUUAACAUUUGGGACUUUGCAGGGCAAGCUGUUUAUUACACAACACAUCAGGUAUUCCUGACAAGUAGAGCUGUGUAUUGUUUUGUUUUCAACUUAUGUGAUGAACUGACAACAAAAUCCAUUGUACAACAGGAAUCAAGUAUGAGCACGUUGGAGUAUAUGGAUUUUUGGAUGAGGUCCAUACAUGCCCAUGCUGCUGAAAACACCAGGAACAAUGUAGACAACACCACCCUAGCCCCUCCCAUCUUUAUUGUGGGGACACACAGGGACAGCCUCAACAUUGAUCCAAUUGUUAGAGCUAAUAUGGUUGAUAGUAACUUUGCCAAGAUUCGUGAUUUUCUAGUUGGUAAACCCUACACCCAGCAUGUUGUUUUCCCUUUUUUUGCUAUUGAAAAUUCUGCAGAGCCUGGAGAAGAUAUACAACUGGAGAAACUAAGAGCCCACAUAGAGUUUAUAGCCAGUAAACAAAGUUACAUUGGGGAGCAGUUACCCAUCAAGUGGCUGAGAUUUGAACACGAUAUUACACAACAAGCUGAUGUUGGCAUUCAGUUUGCUACAUUUAACCAGGUGUAUGAACUAGCUGUAAACCACAACAUAACUAGCAGAUCUGAAGUUCAGGCCUUACUAACAUUCUACCAUGACCUGGGGACAUUGAUUUACUUUGGAUCUAAUAUUACCAAUGAUUACAUCCUCAAUAACACAGUGGUGCUGAACCCACAGUGGCUAGUUAGAAUGUUUCAGAAAAUCACUACGAUCAAUCCACCUGAAGAUAAGUGGAAUCUGAUGUCUGAUUACUGGAGACAGCUGGUGGAAAAUGGUGUUCUUGAAGAGAGUCUCCUGCCUUUCAUUUGGCCUGAUGCCACAGACCACCACACCUUUCUUCUGGGCCUGAUGUCCAAGUUUGACCUCAUUUGUUCUAAACUACCACCUACUGGUCAGAUGUAUCGCUAUGGAAACAAAAGUUGGUAUGUCCCAAUGAGAUUUGGUCAGUGUCAAGAUAAACACAAUGUGUAUGUACAGACUGUCCACGACGCUCUGUUUUAUAUUGAUUUCAGUGGAUUUCUUCCCAAGGGCUUGUUUCAUCGUAUGCAAGUUAAAGUUAUUCAAUGGUCACAGGAACAAGGUGGGCGAGAUCUAUAUCUAGCUCAGGGGAUUGCUCGUUUGUUUGUUGAUUCUGACCAUGAUUUAUUAAUUGAGAUGUGCCCAUCACAUUUACAUAGAAUUAAAGUUUUAGUCAUGCAUGUAAGACAUAAAGAAGCCACAUCCUCCAAUCGUAAAACUAGUCCUCUCCCAGAGGUAGUAGCAAAGAUUCGUCAUUUUCUUGAGAGCUGCCUUGAAGAUCUGCGAGUCAUGUGGAUGAAACGUCUUGCUUAUAAAAUGUUCUUUGUUUGUCCAUGUGAUAAAGUAUGCAUUGUACACAACCAGGAGUCUUGUAGUUCAGAGGACUGCUUUCACUUCCUAGAUUUGAAUGAAUGCCUUGCUAAUCAGAUUGUUUGCUGUGAACACAGGCGUAUUAAAACUGAGUCUUUCAAAAGAUGGUUUCCUGCCUUAAAUUCUUCUGAAUUUAGAGAACCAAUAUUAGCUCCCUUGUCAAUUGACAAAGGUCUUGGGAAUGUAGAACACAAUUUUCCCAGUCUGCCAAGUUGGCUGAAGGGAGCUGCUAAACUGCUGAAUGGUGCAGCAGACAACCAGGGAUGGUUUGCUUUAGCUCGACUCAUGGGUUAUAAACAGAACCGAAUAGAUCUCUUCAAUGAAGAUUUGAACCCAUCCCUUGCACUGCUAACUGAUUGGAUUGUGACUUCUGGCAACACAACGAUGUCUGUGGAUGUUUUACUACAUUAUUUACAGCAGCUUGGGUGUGUUGAAGUUCUGGAUGUGAUAAGUAGAGCCAAAGAAUUUGAGUUUGACAGACCUCAAGUGUUUCUUAGCUAUCAAUGGGACAUGCAGGAUGAGGUGUCUUUACUGAGGGACUACCUUGAGAGAUGUGGCUACUCUUGUUGGAUGGACAUUGGUCAAAUGGGGGCUGGCGAUCAGUUAUCCAACAAAAUUGAUCAAGGUCUUCGAGGAUGCAAAGUUGUUAUAGCAUGUAUAACACCCAAGUACAUAGCAUCACACCUAUGCAACAGAGAACUCUGGCUAGCUGACAUGUUACAUAAACCCAUCAUUCCUGUUGUCUUGGAGAUGGUCAGCUGGCCACCACCUGGUGCAAUGGCAGUCAUUCUCUCUCAGCUGGUCUAUAUAAACAUGAAGGGAGUUGGAGGUCAUGGAGGUACUGGUAUCCAUGCUGACCUAAUGGACAAGUAUAGUGAAUUGAGACAGAGAAUAUCUCUGUAUGCCAAGCCAGACCUCACUCCAUGUGUGGACAGCACUUUCUGGCCACCUCAGCAGAAGCCAGUGUCAGAUUUGACAUCUGAGAGAAUAUCAGGAUACAGAACCAGCAUGAGUUCCCUGAGUGAGCUCGACUUUCACCAUAGACAAACUAGCCAUUAUGAGCCAUCACUAGAAGUGACAGUAUCACGUUUCAGUGAGCCUUUAGUGACAACAUCUCAUGUUGACAGAAACCAAACAAACAUUAGCAUGAACCAGCCAACUCAAUAUGGUAGGGGCUUUGACCACAGCUAUCCUCCAGUGACUCAAGCAAAUGUAAAAAAAUGUGCAGUUUGUAUUGUUUUGUAAUUAUUACUGCCUGAAUUGGAAUUGCAGCAGAUCUUUGGUGUCUGCAUUAGAUUUUGUGACCACAAUAUGAUGUACAAUGAUUUAUAGGUCCAUUAUAUUGAUGUCAAUAUAUAAAUAUAUACAUACUAUUUAGUAGUGUCAGCAGUGGUAACUACAGCAGCUUUCUAGUGCCUGUUAUGAUUGUGUAUAUAAAAAAAAGAUGAAAUCCACAGCAGUCCAUUAGUGCCUCUGUGUCACGGUAUAGCAGCUGGAUACAAACAUUCUCAGACAUUGAGUGCCUCUGAGUGCUGUUUGGGCUUGUUUAAGUUAAGGGAAAUAGGAUUUUGAUGGAUGGUGUGUGAUCUACAGGGAUUGCACUACCAGCCUAGUGCCUCUGUACAUAUUAAUAGACCUAAAAAUUUAUGGCACAACACAAUCUAGAAAAUUGUUGACCCACUUCUGUUUGUUCCUCUUUGUGUACUCUAUUGGUGUUUGAUGUACUGACCAGUUUCUGGUAAAAACAUUUGGAAACAAAAAUGGUUGUAUUGGUAUUAAAUUAUAAACUGAUUGGCUUCAAUAGUUCAGUUCAGAAUGUCCAAUGGAAGUGGCUGUCUAAAAUUGUUCCUUUGUUGAUAAUAAUUGCUUUUAAUUUCAACCUGUAUAAAGUUCAAUGUGAUAAUUUUGUAUAGCCCUUACUUUGUUUGCUGCCAGUCUUAUUGUUGAUGAAUUGAACUUUCAAGAGCACAUUUUAGUUUUGAGAUAAGACUGUGCAUUAUUACAACUGGUUAUUUCAUCUUUUAAUGCUGAUUGUUGAUGCCUAUGUUCAUAUUUAAUUUUAAAAACAUUAGGAUAGAUAGACUUUCUAUAAGAAGCUGUUUGUAAAAGCUUGAAAAGUACAAACUUGUUUUAAUAACUGUUUCUACAUAAAUGUACAUACAAUAUGCCUGUGGUGCCCAAACGUAUAUGGCCCUGUAAAUUUCAGACACUUGUCAUCGACCACAUCACCGAUUCAAUACAAAAGAAGAAAAGCAAUUUCUGGCACCAUCAGUAUGAGUAUGAUGGCUGAAAUUUCUUUGAACAUGUCUGUACCAGUAGUGUUCCAUGCAUGCCUCUCAAAGCUGCUAACUCUUCUGUAAUUUUAAAAUUGCUUUUUGUACUGUUAAUAAAUACCAAUAGUUGACUACUGUCAAAAUGCUCUGUACUCAUCAGUUGUAAUAGAAAAUACUUUGAAAGAAAGCUGUGUUCCUCAGUUUUGAAAGGACAUUUCCCUCAUCUUCCAUUGGUCUUCUAAUUGUCAUGUGACAAAGGCUGACGACUUCAAAUGGAUUCUUUUAUUUCAGUACCCAUUUCCUUCACCAUGACCAACAAGCACUUUUGUACACAUUUGAUUUGAAAUGUUGCUUCCCUUCUCUUCUUUAAUUGUGAGCAACUUGGUAGCAACUUGGCUAUUUUGUGCAUUGCCAGCUGAACCAAGAAUGUUGCCUUUCUUGGUACUGUGCUUUGUUUCAUAAAACAAUUUUAUGUUAAAUUCCUUUUUCUUUCUAAAUUAAACACAGUCAUGUUGCACAAAAAAGUAAUGAUCUAUUCCCUUGCCUUAGAAGUUUUAAAACUUAAUUUUUUCUUUUGUCCUUCAGUUUCCUCAACUUAGAAAUAGCUGUCUACUCAACUUAGAAAUAGCUGUCUACUCAACUUAUUGUUCUAAAGGUUGAGUUCCCUAACAAUGCUAACAAUCUUGAAUAUUAAGAAAUGACAAAUAAAAUCCAUUCAAGAAAGAUUGAGAGAUGCCCCAAUUUAAAGAAAGAUUUUUUUAAAUAUUUGAAACAUUUUCUGCAACUGGAUUUCAAGAAGAUAGAUAGCAAUGCAUCACUGGCUGGUUGUGUCCUGUGGGCCGUAGUUUGGGCAUCACUGCAAUGUAAAACUUUUUUUUUUAAAACACUAUAGUACCCCUAUUGCAUUUAAGGAAAGGAAAGAUAUGAAAUUUUCCUUCUAACAAGAGUUAAUUUUCUUGGAGAGUUAAUAAUGUUUACUAUUUGACCUCUGAAUACACGCAUUGCAUGGCCUGAUAAAUCAGUCAUUUGUACUAUUAAUUGGAAAUAAUGAGUUUUUCUUAGUUUAAAGCUUGUAUUUCUUUUAAUGCAAUUUCGAAAUGAUAUAUAUUUAUAAUUGUGUGCUAACUAAAUUAACUCAAGUACAAGGGCAGUAACUUGGCAGUGCUGUCUGGAGGCUAGUAAUUUCUUGUCAUAAUAUUUAAUAGAGUGCCAAAACAUAACUUGUCAAGGGCACUACUUACUGUAUGGCUGCAACAGGAUACACAUGUUCUGUAUAAUUGUUAUGAUAAAAUUGUUCUUAUUUAGGGGACAUAAAAACCAAUCAGUAUUGUGAAUCACUUUGUUUCAAUGUUAAUGUUAUCUACGUCCUUGCAACAAGAAGAUACAACUGAUGCCAUAUCAAUUUAAUUGUAAUUUGAAUGUAUAACUAAUGCAGCAUAAAAGAUUUGAUUCAAGUUUGCUAUCAACUGGUAUUUAUAGAAAAUCAUGUGUACACUGUUCUUUAAUGACUAAAACAACCUAAGUACUGUAUUUUGUGGUUUAUGGAUUGUUGUCUGAUAUUUGAAUGAACUUUUUAUUUUAAUUUAGAAGAAAUGAAAACUGUGCUUGGUUUCUUCAAACUAUCAAGACUUGGGUUCAGUUGUUCAGUUAGAAUAGAGUUCUUUCCAUUGUUUGUGCCAUUUAUUCUUUCAAUAAUUGUUAUGAAUUUAUUACAUUAGUUUGUGUCAGUUUGUUUUAGAUGAUGCUCUUGUCUAUCUGGUUUAUGCUCUUGUUUAUGUUAACUAAACUUUGUAUGUAAAGAGUGGAACUCAUUACAUUUUUCCAUCAUUCAGACAUGUUUUAUGUGUGCAAGGAAUUGUUGCACCUGCUUCAUUUGUUUUUUUGAAAGAAGUGUUGCUUUUGUGUAUGUCAGAUGUAAUAAAAUACAGGUCUGUUAGGAAACUGUAGACAAACACAUCUUGACCUGAGAAUGAAGUCCAUUUUCUUGUGUCUUGAUAGCAAAGCCUUGUCUAACAUUAAAUAAUACAGAGUACUAGUUAGAAUAUUACAAAGAUAAUCUAAAAUUAGAUCUCAUUUGUAAAUAAAGUCAAACAAAGUCUUGGUAGAGCUGGUCCUACGGGAUUCCAGCUUCUUUUGCCUUAAGGUAGCCUGUUAGGCAUCCAGAUAGGUGAACAACAGAUAGGAAAACUUAUCUCCAUAUUGUUACCAGGGCAUUUAAUGCAAUGGUAACUAAGUCCUGGGGUUGGAAUGCAAGAUAGACCUGGUAGUCCAGCCCAAACAAGGUUAUACACCAUUCUGCAAGGUAGUCGCCAUCAGUGUCCUGUCAGCUGAAGUGUCGAUCUUUCCAUUGUUUAAGGCGUCACAGUGUAGGACUGUGAUGAAGUUCCUUGUAGUGGCACUGCCUCUGGCCUUUUUUAGUGUUACUUUUUUUACUCUUCUACCUUACUUUAAUCUGUGAACUAUUUGUUUCUGACAUCAUCAUCAUCUUUGUUAUGUCCCUUUCUUAAUAGCCUUGCACAAGUGAUCACAUACAUUCCACUGGUUCCCUUUCCCCAAUACCUAGUGAAUUGAUUAGAAACUGAUUUUCUUCAUUUCAUAGACUCACUUUCUUCUUGCUUGUCUAUUUAUCUCUUAAAAACUUCUCUGUAUGUCUAUUCCUAUUCCUAUUCCUAAAGAUAACUUGAUAAGGAAUUCAUUCCUCAUUCACAUAAGUUUAGAAUAAUAUUGACAUUCUUGUUUAUAUCGUACCUUCAUGAAGAGAAAGCUCAAAGUAUUUCUUGAUGUUAAUUGUGUCUUUUGACUUUAGUCUAAAUGGAACAUUUUGUUCUAUAAAUGUUCACAAUGUUCUUGUAUGUCUUAUGUUUUUGAAAGUGCCAGUACUUUAGAAUAAGCUUGUAACAAUAGCCUUUUUUACUCAGUCAUUAUCAUUGAGUUUUAUAGUAGAGAUCUUUAGAAUGAGCCUUAUUCUUAUUGUUUUAAUUACAUGAUCUAUCUAAAUAUAGAAUGUUUUCAUAUUUUUCAAAGCUUAUAUCAGCUCAGACUGUCUGUCUGUCUGGUAAAAAGUUUGUACAUGUUAGUUCUCUAACCCUAUCAACCUAUCUCGGAUUAGGUUGAAAUUUUGCAACAUUUUUUCUUUUACCUGACAACACUAGAAUCAAUAUAAAAAAUUAAUCAGUUAGUUAACUAACUAUUGGUAAUUAAUUAUUUUAUUUGGUAUCUUGAACAAGGGUAAGAAUUGUACUUGACUCAAGUGAUGAUAUAAGCUGAAUUAGAAUAAGUCCCCUUUAUAGGUCCAAACCUGGGUCCUAGGUUCGAAUCUUGGUGAAGACUGGGAUUUUGAAUUUCAGGAUUUUUAAGGUGCCUCAGAGUCCACCCAUCUCAAAUGGGUACGUGACUUUAGUUGGGGAAAAUAAAGGCAGUAGAUUGUUGUGCUGGUCACAUGAUGCCCUGCUCGUUAAAAGUAGGCCAAUGAAACAGAUGACCUUAAAAUCAUCUUCCCUAUAGAAUGCAAGGUUUGAAAGGAGAACUUUACUUUUUCUUUAUAGGUUGCUGCUUUAAAGUAAGUUCUUCUAUUUACUUAAUCAUUUUACUAGCAGAGUGGCUAGUAUGUCAGCUUGUGGAGGGGUGACCCAUGAGUUUGAAUUCAGGUUAUUCCUCUUUUUUUUUAUUUUUAAUAAAUGCUUUUAAAAAGGGAUUACGGUAAAAUUCACCCAGAUCUCUCUAUUUUCCCCUUUCCCCCCUAAGUCCCAACUGGUCCAAACAAGUGAUAGGAUCAUAGUGUAUUGAGAAAGUGAUAGGAUCAUAGUGUAUUGAGAAAGUGAUAGGAUCAUAGUGUAUUGAAAAAAUGAUAGGAUCAUAGCGUAUUGAAAAAGCUAAAAGCAUGAAAUAGCACCAAACAAAAACAAUUGGUAAAAGUAUUUCUAAUUGCAGAUUUGUUGUUGUUGGUCUAGAUCUAUUACAAAUUUAAUGACAUGACUGAUUCAAACCAAGUGAUGUAACUAUAUAUAGGCUUUGUGGGUUUUUUUUUCUUUAUAUAUAUUUUUUGACAGAUGACAAAUUUGAGUAGUGAGAAUCUUGAAUUGUUAAGCAGUAUCUAAAUGAUGUGCCUGGCCAUUGGGGAUGUUGAUUAUCAUGGAAUUUUAUGUUAUAAAUUAGUCAGCCAUUUUGUCAGGGGAUCAUAUUUCAAUAUGUCUGUGAUGCCAUUGAAGAUAUAUAUUUCAGCUGAUUUUAUACAUUUGUAUAUUGUGGUCUACUAGUUUUAAGCAUUUAAAACAAAUAUCUUUGAUUUUUUAAAUUUAUUUAGUGUUGUGCUCUCCCUUGUUGAAUGUAAUCUGUUCUAAGAAAAAACAAACAAACAAGAAAUAAAAAGAGAUCAACUUCAGA